Molecule: messenger RNA, 8930 nt
Organism: Rhineura floridana
Lineage: Eukaryota; Metazoa; Chordata; Lepidosauria; Squamata; Rhineuridae
Product: solute carrier family 35 member E3-like
Exons: 5
Coding region: 418-1347 (309 amino acids)
Cellular component (GO): Golgi apparatus
Molecular function (GO): antiporter activity; nucleotide-sugar transmembrane transporter activity
Source: RefSeq, a predicted model, not a curated record
AGGCAGGACAUUUUUACAUUUGGAACGUUGUGGUCGCGCAUGCGUUUUAUAUUUUCUUAUUAGGUUCCCCUUCCAGUUUUUUAGGACGGGUUUGAAAUUGGCACAGACGGGCAUCCCCACCCCCGGUUUCUCCCCACAAAUAACGACUUUGCUUUCUCUGCGUUUGCAAAAGAAGGCAGAGAAGGCUGGGGCUAUUUCCGAACACCAUAUCCGCUGGAAACUUGCGGGGCGGAUUCUGCCAGGGCGGGGCUGCCCGCUGGUAGCACCGGAAGAUCUUGCGCCGGAGCCACGUGGCUGGGCGGCAAGGAGGCGGUGGUGGCGGCCAGUGGUGGUGCCGCCACCGCCACCUGCCCGAGAGCGGUUCCUGCUCCUGCGUUUUCGGAGGUUGUGGACGAGGAGCUGGGGCUCGGCUCCAGCAUGGGAUGGGUUCCGGAGCGGGGCCGCCUGGCUGCAGGGCUGCUGGUUAACUUGGCGGCGUCCAUCUGCAUCGUCUUCCUGAACAAGUGGCUGUACGUGCGAACGGGCUUUCCCAACCUGACCCUGACCCUGGUGCACUUCGCGGUCACCUGGCUGGGGCUGUACGUGUGCCAGGCGCUGGGCAUCUUUGCCCCCAAGAGCCUGCGGCCCCGCCAGGUGCUGCCUCUGGCGGUCAGCUUCUGCGGCUUCGUGGUGUUCACCAACCUGUCCCUGCAGAACAACACGAUCGGCACCUACCAGUUGGCCAAGGCCAUGACCACGCCGGUCAUCGUGCUCAUCCAGAGCGGGGCUUACGGCAAGACUUUCCCUACCCGCAUCAAGCUCACCCUGAUUCCUAUUACUUUAGGUGUUUUCCUAAAUUCCUAUUACGACGUGAAAUUUAACUUUCUUGGCAUGGUAUUUGCUUCUCUUGGUGUUCUAGUUACAUCUCUUUACCAAGUGUGGGUAGGAGCAAAGCAACAUGAGCUACAGGUGAACUCCAUGCAGUUGCUGUACUAUCAAGCCCCAAUGUCUUGUGGCAUGCUGUUGUGUGUCGUUCCCUUCUUUGAACCAGUAUUUGGCGAAGGUGGAAUAUUCGGUCCCUGGACACUUUCUGCAGCGUUUAUGGUGCUGCUCUCUGGAAUAAUAGCCUUUAUGGUGAACUUGUCAAUUUACUGGAUCAUUGGGAAUACUUCACCAGUCACCUACAAUAUGUUUGGACACUUCAAAUUCUGUAUCACCCUCAUGGGAGGCUACCUCUUAUUUAAGGACCCUUUGUCAAUUAAUCAAGGCCUUGGGAUUACGUGUACAUUGUUUGGCAUUUUAGCUUAUACUCACUUCAAACUGAGUGAGCAAGAAGGGAGCAAGAGCAAGCUUGUUCAGCGUCCAUAGUAUUGAUAUGGAUGGCAACUGAGUCUUUUGAAUAUGCACUGAUUUAAAACAAGCAAAAUGAAGAAAUAUAUGUCUCCUGUUACUGUUUAUUAAGGUACCGUCAUUCUGUUUUUUAAAAUUAUUUUUGAGAAACAUCAGUUUCUUUUUUUUAAAAAAAAUCAGGCCCUACAUAAACUCAACUUCUACAAUAUUGUUUUUUUCUAUUACAUGUAAAUUAUUUCUAUAUUAAUUAUAGUGGCAAUUCCAAGAGAACUCUCCUAUUUUAUACCAAAUGGACUCAUCAAGGUAGAUGUGACAUUAAUUGCCAAAGGCGUUCAUUCUGUCCUUUUGAUUAUGUCAGUAUUACCAUUGCUAGAAAUGAGACUACUGAUAUUGUAAAGUCAAAUGAACAUCGUAUCUUGUUCUGGUAAAGAAUGGGAAAUCAAUUUUCACUUUUUGUUUGUGUUUUUCUUUUCUUUUUUUAACAAACUUUGGAAUGAAAUCUUGAGUUCAAUAUAAGCAUGCAUGAAUAUAUUUUUCCCUAUUUUUAACAAUCCAAUAGAAAGUACUUAUUUCAGAAAACUAGUUUCUUCAUUCACUGUUAAGCAAAAUUCUGGUAUUCCAGACCUAUUAAGACUUUUAGAACAAUCCGAUCCUUUGCAGCGUGAUCAGAUUUCUAACUUCACAAAAUAUUUUGUAACUGGCUGCUGGGCAGGCUGCUGUAAUUUGAAGUACUUUUCUUCAUGCCCUACUUCAGGACCCAAAAUAGCUUAUACAAGAGGGCAGAUUCUUUAAUGUACAAUUUAGACCAAUCUGGAUGUAGCAUUUCCUGUCUCUCAGAUGGGUUUGUGUACAUCCUCCAGAUUUUUGUGUAACAAACACACACACAUCAGCAUCAAACAUCAUUAAGAGUUAUAUCUGUGCUAGUGUUAACAACAGCUAAUGCCAAGCAGUGUUUGGUCAAUAACCAAAUUUUUAAUCAGCUUCAGUUCUUGGUUUAAAAUGCUGGUUAAGAUAAACUCAGGGUAAUGUUAAUGUUUGUGUUGACAGUGCAUAACUAUAAUUAAGCUGUGAGGGACUUGCUUUUGAGUGGGGAAGGCUGCUGGGAAGGCACAUGUGAUCCCACAGACCGAUCCCAUGACAUAAAAGAUUCAAUGUCUGCGUCAGCCCCUUAUAAUGGGACUACACAGGGUUGAACAGGAAUGUGGGAAUGCUUCAAGAAGACUGCAGACUGUGCCUUAAUUGAAAAAUCAAUACAUCAAAUUUCUGUAAAAUUUUAAAGUAAGGUGGUAGAGUUUUUAAGGAGGAAAAAAUGUAGCUUUUUGGGGAAGAAAAUAAAACAUCCACAGCAAUUAGUUGCUAUCUAAACCAAACUAUAUUUAUUGUUUAUUGGCUGACUGUGAUAGCACGUUGGCCCCAGCACAAUUAUAGAGAAGACAAAAUUGGAAGAAACUGGACACAUGGAUUCUACCAGGAAGUGUGAUUUUUUGGUGGGGGGUUGGCUGGUUUAAAUGUGAAGGAUGGGUCCAGACCUGCAAUUAUAACUUUAAAAAUCUGAGGGGCGUGGCUAGGCCGCUACCAAAAUGGCUGCUUAAUUCUUCCUCAGCAAUUUUCCUUGCUGAUUUCACACUAAAAGUAGAUGAUUGUCCAACUUUAUCUUGUUUUGUGAGUAGCAUCAGUCAGGGGAUGUAGGGGAGACUGCAUGCACUGUAAUUCUCGUUCUUCAGGCUCCCAGUCUCAUAGGUUUAGAGCGCUGUAACUUUUGAGAGCUUGAGGGAAAGUGAAACUGACAUGCUUAAAAUGACAACUAGCAAAGCAAAGGUGGGAAAAGCUGUCAAAGGCCUCUGUAGAGCUCUCUCUUGCUGAUUUAGCUGCACAGAUGCAGCAAAUGCAAAUCACCCUCACAGAAAGUUGGCAAGCUGCCCUAAAACCUUUUGAACAGUAGUUUAAAGAACUAACUGCCACAGUUGCAGAUGUUGCUACAACCGCAGAUAAAGCUCUAGAGCUGGGUUUGAAGCAAAAGACUAGAACAGACAAGCUAGCAGAUCAAGGGCUUGACCUCCAGAUCAAACGGGACAAUCAUCAAGAUGAAGUCACAGGCAGAAUCUGCAAAUACGUGGGGUACAGGAAGAUGCUGAAAAAGGAGAUACGAUUGCCUUAUUGUUGAAUUAUUUGCACAACUACACUUAGCAGAGCCUAUAAUAGAAGCUGACACUGAAAGAGCGCAUUGCACAUUGUGACACAAGCCCCCAAAUGAUGUUCCCCCUUGGGACAUUGUUGUACAGUUUGAUACUAUUUGCAAACGAGAGUCAAUAUACACUGCACUUCACACGCUUAAGCAUAUCUCCCAUGCAAAUUCCAAACCGCGAUCUUUCAAAAUGUUUGCCCUGAAACCCUAUUGCGUCAUAAAAAAUUCAAGCCAUUCACUGAGAUCUUUCAGAAAGCUAAUGUUGCUUACCGCUGAGGCUACCCUUUCAAGCUCAUGGUUUAAUAGGGAUUUUGACUGUAUGCAGCUUCAACGAUAGGGCAAGCAUCUGUGCUCUUGCGUGAGGUGAGGCUUGAGCUUCUGAAUUUGCCUCCUGAAUCUCCACAUGAUAGAAGUACCCCAUCACUAUCUACCAAAUGGUCAAAGAAAAAUUAAUGUGGUGCUUCCAAAUCUACAGCUCCCAAUUCCCCUGCUGAUCCUGUUGACAACUCCCUUUCUGAGCCAGACUGAAUAUUCUGCUGGACAACUUCUGCCUUUUUCAUGUAAUUGUCCACUUGAGGAAUGUUGUGCUGAUCAUUCUUGAAUUUUUAUGUUUUGCCACUCUCCUGUUGUAAAGGUCGAAACAUAGGAAUCAUGGAGUAUGUCUCCAGAUUGUAAGGCUUCUGUGUGUGAAGUCUUCCCCACGUUAUGGGUUGACUCAGUGUUCAGAUGGUUUAUGGUUUAGUUUGUACUACAAAGUUUGUUGUCACUUUCAACACACUCUACCUUCACAUAGUCUUUCCAUCACCAUCAUACCUGUCUCACACCAUUUUAACUUUGUCUUAUGCCUGGGAUAAAGCUUUUCUCAAUUAACGUAAAUGACCUGGGGACCCCUGUUAAGGGAGCUAGAAUUGGGACCCUAUUACAGAAAGCAGAUCCAGACAUUCUCCAACAAACUUGAAGGUUGAUGGAUUGGCGACUAUUAUGCAGCCUGUGCAUCGUCUAAAUCAAGAGGUGUUGCCAUUACUAUGGCAUCCAGGUGUCUUUUUCAAGUAACUGACUCACUCUUAGACCCUAAAGGCCAGUAGUUUUUUCUUUAUGGCUGUAAUGGAGAAUCAAAAAUGACACUGGCAUCUAUCUACUGUCCUAAUAUUCAAAAAUCUAUUUUCCUGCAAGAUGGCUUGAGUCAUCUAGAAAUGUUUGCUGAAGGUGACAUCAUAGUUUUGUUGUUGUUACAUGCCUUCAAGUCGAUUAUGACUUAUGGCGACCCUAUGAACUAGUGACCUCCAAUAGCAUCUGUCAUGAACCACCCUGUUCAGAUCUUGUAAGUUCAGGUCUAUGUCUUCCUUUAUGGAAUCAAUCCAUCUCUUGUUUGGCCUUCCUCUUUUUCUACUCCCUUCUGUUUUUCCCAGCAUUAUUGUCUUUUCUAGUGAAUCAUGUCUUCUCAUGAUGUGUCCAAAGUAUGAUAACCUCUCACAUUCCAUGUUCCUAUUGUGUGCAUCGUAGUAGGGUGCGACUUUAAUGAAGUGCUCCAUUAUGGCAAAGAUAGGAAUGGGAUAAACCACUCUACUGCUAGCUCUAACUUAGCCUUUUCCCAUACUGUUGAGAAAUUAGCCCCGGUUGAUACCUGGAGGGAACAUCUAUGAGAACGAAAUUAUUCAUUUUACUCUUCAGGGCAUAAAGUGUAUUCCUGCAUUGAUAUGUUCCUCUUCUCUAGAGCAGUAACACCUGCUGUUACUGAGGUGGAUAUUGGUCCUAUCUUCAUCACCAACCAUGCCCUGCUCUCAUUAGUGCUGGAUCUGGGACAUUGUGGUCCCUGCACUGUUGCCUGGCAACUUAAUAUGUCCCUUUUCCAUAAAAGAGAAGUAGUUGACAAACUUAAAACUUCUCUUAUUGAAUACUUUAAACUCAGUGUUUCUCCUGAACUCUCCCAGGCAACAGUGAGGGACACAGUGAAGUAGGUGAUGAGGGGCUUAUGUAUUAAAGAAGUAUCAAUACUGAAAAAGCAAAGAGAAAUUAUGAGGUCUACCUUUAUGGAGGAGAUCUCCACUCUUGAACUAACUCACAAAUGUAAGGAUGGUUCUAAACUUUAACAUAAGCCGAUUGCUAAGCAUGCAGAAUUAUAAGCGUAUGACAAAGAUGGUAUAUAAAAAUCACUUUUAUACACGAAACAAAAAUACUUUGAAUUUGGGAACAAAUAUUCCAAAUUGCUAGCUAAUGCUGUGCAUAAGCGAAGGUUGAGAAAUAUCUAUUGUGUCUUCUCUAGAUGGCAAGAAAUGCUAUACUACAACUAAUAUUAGCUCAGCCUUUGCCAACUUUUACACUAAACUAUACUCUGCAAAGGAAUCAGCCAUUGCUACCUUUUUGGCUGACAUGCACAUUCCUCCAUUAAGCCCAGACCAUAAAGAAUAUCUGAACAGCCCAUUCUUUCUGAAGAAAUAGUCGCUGCUAUUAAGUGUCUUAAAAACCUGGUCUUGAUUAUUUUAUAGCUGAGUUUUAUAAUUUUUUUAGUAAAAUCCUCCCUCAUUUGCAAGCACUAAUGAAUAGAGUCAUGAAAGGGGACAGGAUUCCAGAGACUUGGAGAUAGGUUAGGCUGGUGGUAAUCCCUAAACCCCAUAAAGACCCGUGUUCUCUAGAAUCCUAUCACCCCAUAGCUCUCCUGAACCAGGCUGCUAAAUUAUUAACCUCAGUAAUGGCACAGAGUUUGAAUGUCUUCAUUUCUAAAUGCUGUAUAUCAAAACUGACCAGACAGGAUUUAUAAUGACAGGAUUUAUACCAACUCUCAGAGGCCGUAAGAAGAGUUCUUAAUGUAGUUCUUAGCUCCCAAAUAGGUAUUCCUCUCACUUUGCUUUCUCUUGAUGCUUUUAAAGCUUUUGACCUCCUUGAAUGGGUUUUUUUUUGCUACUUUUAUUGACUAAAUUAAAUUUUGGCUCUUAUUUCCUUAAUGUUAUACAGCAAUUUUACUCUGAAUCCCAAGCAACAAAUUGUAUUGAUGGCUAUGACUCCCUCUUUAUUAAUUUAUUAAGGGGCACCAAACAGGGAUGUCCCCUAUCCCCCAUUUUACUUGCUAUUGCAAUUGAAGUCUUUGCUGAUAAACUUAGAGCAGAUCCGGAUGUUUAAGAUCUUACCAUUAAUGGCCGUGAACAUCUUACUAACUUUUUUGCUGAUGAGGUCCUCCUUUAACCCAAUGUGCUCUCUCCCACUUGCAGCUCCACCUGGCUGACUUUAAAGAGGCAGCAGGACUGGAGAUUAUUUAAGGAAAAUCAGAACUUUUCUGUAUUGAUCUUCUUCCAUUAACUCAGACUCAAUUGUGAGAUGCUUUUGAUCUUCCUUUAAUCUUUAAUGGCGUCCAAUAUUUGGGUGUUACUAUUACUAGAGACAUAAGGCAACUAAAACGAUGUAACUUUAAUCCCUUAUUCAAAGUGAUAAAACUGAUAUUAAUUCUUGGAAGAAUCUGCCCUUUUCAUGGCUGGGUAGAGUGGCUGCUGUGAAAAUGGCCAUUCUGCUUAAAUUUAUAUUUUUCUUCCAAACUCUCCCUAUUUUCCUACCCAAUGGGGUGCUACAGAAAUGGCAGCUAGCUGGAUUCUUUUUGUAAUAAUGGCAAAGGAUCAUGUUUGAGUAGAGUAAUUCUGUCACCUAGAUAAGUAUAAACAAUUUAAUGGGUGGGAGCAGAGGGGACUGCUGACAAUGCAAAAUUUAUUUGACGGGAAAACCCUUGCAAACCUCACAGAUGGAAAAACUCCUCUCUGGUCUGGGGAUCAAUUGGUAUUGAAUAUUACAAGUUUCUACUUUUGCAAAUGCAGUAUAUAAAAGCUAAGGCCCACCUAACUCUUUGACAACUUUUGAAGCUCUAUGUAAACUGGGCUUCUCCAAUCAGAAAGGUUUUAUCUCUACAAUUCACCACCUUUUACUAGAUUUUAAAUAUGGCAAAUAGAAUUUUGCUUGCGCUGCCUGGAAUAAGGACCUGGGAAUGGAGAUUUCAGAGGAGGACUGGGACAGUAUUUGGGUAGGCCCUCAGUUUAGUGCUACUUCAGCUCUCAUGAAAGAAAAUGCCCUGAAGGUAGUACACAGAUGGCAUCUCACUCCAGUCAAGCUUAACCAUUUUAAUCAUUCCCUCUUGCCUCCCUGCUGGACAGGAUGCUUAAUUCAUGGCUCUCUCUUUCACUUACGAUGGGAAUGUAAUAAAGUUGAGCAAGGCUGGUGUGAUGUAUUUGAUAUUGUUAGCAAAAUUCUUAAGCCUAAAAUUAACCCAGAUGUGGCUCUGGUGCUUCUGUCUGCCACAAGUUAUUUGGAAAUCUCUAAAACCAGCCUCAGGAUAUGGUCUGAAGGCACAUGAGGCCAGGUCUGGUCAGUGCCUGGAUGGGAGACUGCCUGGGAACCAUAUGUAAGACUCCCUUGGGUUUCUAUCAUGAAAAGAAAGGUGGGGUAUAAAUGAAAUAAAUAAAAUACAUAAUAAAUAAAACACAGAUGUCUCUCUUAGCCAGACUUUUGCUUACAGCACAGCUUGAAAUAGCUAAAAAUUGGAAGGGAGCUGACCACUUAUCAUUUAAGAACUGGUUUAGUAGGCUUUGGCAACUUGUCUUGAAUGAAAAACUUGCCCAAGAAUGUAGGAUCACAUGGGGGGGGGAAGGGAGAUAACUACCGAUGAAUGUACUCCGAUCUCAUACCCCUUUAUGCUUUUGAAGAUUAAGCUGAUGCGAGAGCACCAUCUUAUUUCUGGGAUGUUUACCUUGCCUUUUGACUUUAAAAAAGAGGGAGAGUGGGGGAGGUUUUCUCCCCUUUUUCUUCUUUGCCCCCCCCUCAUUUUCAUGAAGCAUUUUUGUCAUUAAGACUCACUUUCCUUUGUACAGAGUGACAUGUUUGUCGUUUGUUGGUUUCUGCUUUUAUUGUUGUACGUAUUGAACAGUGAAAAUAAUUUACAAUUUUUUUAAAAAAAAUAGCCAUGUUAAGAAAUAAUAUAGUUUCUAACAGUAACUUGUAUUCUUCAAAAUGGCAGCAGAGCUGUUCAUUUAUUUAGGAACACUGUUAAUGCUGCAAUAAAAUAUUAUGUAACACUUUUUUGAAAAAUCAUAUCCAUUUAUGUCUCAAAGGGGUUUUGUAGACUUACUUUGUAUAGGCUGGCAGUCUGCUGCUGCUUACGUAGAAGAAGCCUCAAGGGUUGCUGCGUGCCGUUGUUUUACUGUUACAAGUAGAUGUUAGUUCUGAUAGAAGGCUAAAGCUGCAAGGCUAGAUAUAAAGCUAGAAGAUUGCGACUUCCAAAAAAAAAAUUGCUUUGGAAGAGUACAUAGCUUUUUCUCAGAAGCUACAAAGUUCAUUUGACAAGACAUUAAAAUAUUAUUUGCUUGUUUUUUUAAAAACAAACACAACUUAUGUUCAAAAUCACACCAUGUAUUGCCUGUAUUGUGUUUUAUUUUUGUCC